Molecule: messenger RNA, 10268 nt
Organism: Trichogramma pretiosum
Lineage: Eukaryota; Metazoa; Arthropoda; Insecta; Hymenoptera; Trichogrammatidae
Gene: Nf1
Product: neurofibromin
Exons: 29
Coding region: 696-8939 (2747 amino acids)
Biological process (GO): regulation of GTPase activity
Source: RefSeq, a predicted model, not a curated record
UCCCGAGCUCGCCGCUCGCAUAGUCACGGCCCGCGAUCACACAACUCGAGCGCUACAUAGCGGGCGUCAGCUUUUGUGCUUACGAUCGACGACUCGAUGAGCCUCUGGGUGCGUGUGUAUAGGGAGACACUGCAGCCGAGCUGGCCCACACGAUACACAUGCAGCGCGGAGCGUUAAAUGGAUAUUUCGAACGAAAUUUGACAAUGGCCGAUGGCGGUUCGCUGUAAAUUAGCCAAUCUAAUAAGGCAGGCGCAGGGAGAUCUCGAUACAAUCGAACCCCCGCAGUGAUACUCGGAGCAGUCGACGCUGCGAGACCGCGGCCUGCUGGCGAUUGACACUUCUCGCACACGAGUCCAUUCCGCACAUACGACACGAGGGCCGGGAGUGCGCCAGUAGUGACCAACGCUGCGACUCGCACGGAGGCACCUGUUCGCUCCUAUCCAUUCACGAGACUGCUAGUUCCCCUCGAGUGAUAGCACAACGUCCCGAACGAUCGCAGAAGCAGCGGAUGAACGAUUCGACGAGGUGGUGUGAGAAUUAAACCGAGAGGAGACAAGGAAGGGAUAAAAUAUGAAGAAGUCGCGGGCACGCAAGGCAACAACAACGACGGCGAGGAAGAAGCCCGCCUAACGCAUCCGUACGAAAAAUCCAUCUUUCUGCGUCGACGAGUGCGUAAUUCUCGCAGAUAGUACAGAAUGGGCACUCAGAAGCCCGGUGAAUGGGCUGUCGCAUUGAUGGGUCGUUUUGAGGAACAGCUGCCAUGCCGCGCUGGGCCUCAAACGACGCACACGCGCUUGAACGAGGAGAAGAACAAAAAAUGCCUCAUCCAGAUUUCGCGCUUCCGCUUUUCAUUGGUCAUUUCGGGCCUCACGGGCAUCCUGAAGCGCGUCAACGAGAUGAUGUUCAGCGGCGUGGCUGGGGCGCGCUUCCACUCGACCGACCAGGAGCGACACUGCUACGAGUCCAUCAUAAUUGUCCUAGACACCCUCGAAUGCUGUCUUGCCAAUCAACCCAAGGAUAACACCAAAUACGACGAAGCCAUGAACGUCAAGAUACUUCUUCGCGAAAUUUGCCAGUUCAUAGAUUUACCCAAUGAUACUCCUCAGAGCACCCAUAUGAAAAACCUAGCGUGCAAAGUUUUAUUUGCACUUAGUUUAAAUUUCUUCAACGCGGUAUUCAGCCGGAUUUCAUCGAGGCUCCAAGAGCUGUCGGUUUGUACGGUGGAGGAAAAUCCAGAUUACAGCGAUAUAGAACUCAUCCAGCAUAUCAAUGUCGACGUGGAACGACUACACAGACUCUUGUGCGAGGCAAAUCAAAAAUUUCGACUGCUCAGAAAAUCGGCGUACUUCGUUCUCAUGAGCUCACUGGAAAAGGCCAUAUGGAACUGGAUGGAUACGUAUCCUCAAGAGUUCGCUGAAAUCCAAAAGACAGAAAAUGAAGAUUUAGUUAGAGCGUGUGGUGAGCUUUUUGACAUAUUGGACGCCAUUGCCGAUAAAAAAGGACGGGCCGCGACGGUCCGACCGCUCCAAAUGAUGCUCCUGAUUCUCUCGCCCAGAGUACUCGAGGAGAUCGUCAACGCGGACACUGGCGCCCCGUACUCCCCAGAGCACAAGAAGAAGAAGAUUUUCAUAGAUAGCGUAAAGAAAGGCCUAAGCUUGCACGGUGGCUCGAACAGGCAGAACGUCGAGGCUGCCGCCAUCACCGGAGUCAAGCUUUGCAAAGCAUCGACUUACAUCAGCAACACCGAUUCCAGUAAUGUCAUAUUUACUCUCGUUCAACACAUUAUGAACGACCUUACUUCGCUAUUGUUUAACCCUAGUAAGCCCUUCUCAAGAGGUACGAAUUUCAUUACUCAAGACAUCGAACUAAUGAUCGACGGCUUCGUUAGCUGUUUUCGGAUAUCACCACAUAACAACGAAAUAUUUAAAGUGUGUCUCAAUCCUAAUGCGUCCACGACGUAUCAGUAUGUACUUGUUAGCUCACUCUACAGAAUUGUAACACAGCCCAGACUGCCAUGGUGGCCGCAAAUCGAUCUCGUUUACUCGCGGAGUGCCGAUUUGCGAAGUAUGUUCACAGAUACUUUGAAUAAGGUCACCCAAAAUUGCAUAUCUCAUACACCAUUAAGAAUGAUUCAAAGUUUAACUUUAAAAAGUAAAGAGCAAAGUAAAUACAAAGACAAAGGAGAAGAAAUUGCUAGUUAUAAAAAUUUGCUUUUUUGGCUUGUUAAAUUGAUACAUGCCGAUCCAAUGCUCAUGCUCAGUAACCAGGGAAAAGCUGGACAUGAAAUUCAAAGUGCGACAUUAGAAUUAAUAAAUGGUCUAGUAUCACUGGUGCACCAAUUGAAUAUGCCAGAUGUGGCUAAUGAAGCAAUGGAGGCUCUCCUCGUUCUCUAUCAUCAUGAUAGAAUUAAAACAUGGAAUCCUGAAGCUCCAAUAAAUACUUUUUGGGAUGUAAGCUCCCAAGUUCUUUUCUCUAUAUCUCAAAAACUCAUUCAACAUCAAAUUGUCAAUUAUACGGACAUUCUGAAAUGGCUACGGGAAAUACUCAUUUGUCGCAAUAUAUUUUUAUCGCAAAAUAAAGAGCUUGCUAAUGUUGGUAGUCAAAUAAACAUAUGUAAACAGGCACAUAUUAAACUAGAGAUUGUAUUCUUCAUGUACUUAUGGAGUAUAGAUAUGGAAGCUGUUUUGGUAUCUAUGUCUUGUUUUUCGUUACUUUGCGAGGAGGCAGAAAUACGUUGCGGUAGUGACGAAGUAGCUGUUACUACUUUACUGCCAAACUAUCACUUAUUUGUUGAACUAGCUCGAGCAUCUACCAUUUUGACCACUGCCAGCGGAGAAAGUAGGAUUGGUUUUUAUGAGCACAAUCAUGGUCGUGCAGCUUUACAAAAGAGAAUUAUGGCUCUUCUUCGAAAAAUUGAACAUAUGAGCAAUGGCGUUCAACCUGCAUGGGCAGAGACAUUUCGAAACUGGGACCAGGCUUCACGCAAUUUGACCAAUUAUCCAAAGUCAAAGGCUGAAGAAGGGCAAACGGAAUCAUUUUAUCGUGGCGCAGGCAAACGCCGCGCCUCUCAUCAAAACUCAGAACACGAGCUUGAAGAUCAAAUCAAUGAGUGGGCAAAUAUGACAGGUUUUUUGUGCGCUCUUGGUGGUGUUUGUUUGCAACGAACGUCACCAACUAGACCAUUGUCGAAUUUGUCACUAACCCCAGACAGCAAAAAAGGAUCAAAAUUAGAUACCAUAUCAACAAUUUCGAACUCUAAUCAAGAUCUUCAAUAUUGCCCUGUUACUCAAUUCGUCUUCAAUCUUUUAAGACUUUUAAUUUGUAACAAUGAAAAAUUUGGCCUACAGAUUCAAAAACAUGUUAAAGAACUUGUUGGUCAUGAAAUGAGCCCAGCUUUGUACCCAAUUCUUUUUGACCAGAUUAAAAAUAUCGUCGAAAAAUUUUUUGAUCCACAAGGACAAGUGAUACUCACAGAUAUAAACACUCAAUUUAUCGAGCACAUAAUAUUUAUAAUGAAAAACGUUCUUGACACUAAAAAUGAUGAACCAUCAGAAUAUCUUGGCAUAACAAGCAUUGAAGGCAUGACUUUAGCGAUAGUUCGUUAUGUUCGUCAUCUGGAUAUGACAAUUUCUUCUAUACACAUUAAAACGAAACUUUGUCAACUAGUCGAAGUCAUGAUGAAGCGCCGAGAUGAUUUGGCUUUUAGGCAGGAAAUGAAAUUUCGGAAUAAAUUAGUAGAAUAUCUUACAGAUUGGAUUUUAGGGUCAACGAAUAUUAUUACGCCUACAGGCAAUGUUGAUAAUGCCACCAUAACAAGUAUGCAAUCCUUCAGAGAUUUAGAUCAGGCGUGCAUGGAGGCAGUGGGAGCCUUACUCCUUGGUCUUCCCCUUCAACCAGAAGAAUCAGACCGAGGUGAUCUAAUGGAAGCCAAAUCUCAAUUGUUUUUAAAAUAUUUCACGUUGUUCAUGAAUUUAUUGAACGAUUGUAACUCGGCGAGUGAACAAGAAAAAGAAACCGAUGGAAAACCAGUAAUAACAAGUGCUAAGUUAUCAGCUUUAAGAAAUUCCACUAUUCAAGCCAUGAGCAAUCUGCUAAGUGCAAAUAUCGACAGUGGUUUAAUGCAUUCCAUUGGUUUGGGUUAUAACAGAGAUCUUCAGACAAGAGCAGCUUUCAUGGAAGUUUUGACGAAGAUACUUCAACAAGGAACGGAAUUUGAUACGCUAGCGGAAACUGUAUUGGCUGAUCGUUUUGAGCAGCUUGUUCAAUUAGUCACAAUGAUAAGUGAUAAAGGAGAAUUACCCAUUGCCAUGGCUUUGGCUUAUGUAGUAACCACGAAUCAAAUGGAUGAAUUAGCUCGAGUGUUUGUCACCUUAUUCGAUGCUAAACAUCUUCUUUCACCUCUUUUGUGGAACAUGUUCUAUCGCGAAGUUGAGGUUUCCGAUAGCAUGCAAACUUUAUUUCGUGGCAAUAGCCUAGGUAGUAAAAUAAUGGCUUUUUGCUUCAAAAUAUAUGGUGCAAGCUAUCUUCAGAAUUUAUUAGAACCUCUUAUUACACCUCUCCUAUCUGAUACAACAACAAGUUUUGAAGUGGAUAGUGCUAGAAUCGAUCCCAAUGAAGAUAUUGAACAGAAUGGAAAAAAUUUAAUAGCACUCACACAAAAAGUGUUUGAUGCAAUAGUUUCAUCUGCUGACAAAUUUCCAUCACAAUUGCGUUCCAUGUGCCAUUGUCUGUAUCAAGUUUUAAGUAAACGAUUUCCUCAGUGUCCCCAAAAUAAUAUUGGCGCUGUAGGAACCGUUAUUUUUCUUCGUUUCAUAAAUCCAGCUAUUGUUUCACCCAAAGAAACAGGCAUAGUUAAUAAAGUUGUACCUACUUCAGUAAAACGUGGUUUGAUGCUCGUAUCAAAGAUUCUGCAGAAUAUUGCUAAUCAUGUCGAAUUUAGUAAAGAACAACACAUGUUAGCAUUCAAUAACUUUUUGCGCGCUAAUUUUGAAAUUGCUCGUCGUUUCUUCAUUCAAAUCGCUUCUGAUUGUGAGACAGUCGAACAAACGAACCAUCCCAUGUCCUUUGUCUCUGAUGCCAAUGUAUUGGCCCUUCACAGAUUGUUGUGGAAUCAUCAAGAACGUAUUGGCGAUUAUCUCAGCAGUAGUCGAGAUUAUAAAUCAGUCGGUAGAAGGCCAUUUGAUAAAAUGGCUACCUUAUUGGCAUAUCUUGGACCUCCUGAACACAAACCAAUUGAUUCACACUUACUCUUUUCAUCAUCUUAUGCUAGAUGGUCAAGUAUUGAUAUGUCAUCAACAAAUUUUGAAGAAAUCAUGGUGAAACACAAUAUGCACGAGAAAGAUGAAUUUAAGAGCAUAAAAAGCCUAAAUAUCUUUUAUCAAGCUGGUACAAGCAAAUUAGGCUAUCCGGUUUUUUAUUAUAUCGCGAGAAGAUUUAAGAUUGGAGAAACCAAUGGUGAUUUAUUAAUUUACCACGUACUAUUAUCGCUCAAGCCCUUUUGCCAUGCACCAUUCGAUCUUGUAAUUGAUUUUACGCACACUUGUUCGGAAAAUCGUUUUCGUGCUGAAUUCUUGCAAAAAUGGUUUUACGUGCUACCAGAAUUUGCCUACGAAAAUGUUAAUACAGUAUACAUCUACAAUUGCAAUAAUUGGGUUCGUGAAUAUACUAAGUUUCACGAUCGCAUAUUAGUACCUUUAAAAGGAAAUCGAAAAAUUGUAUUCGUGGAUGGCCCUAACAGAUUGAAUGAUUUCAUUGAUGCCGAGCAGCAAAAAUUACCGGGUGCCACUUUAUCUCUUGAUGAAGAUCUCAAGGUUUUUAGUAGUGCGCUAAAGCUUUCCCACAAAGAUACAAAAGUGUACAUCAAGGUUGGUCCUACUGCUAUUCAGAUCACCUCUUCUGAAAAAUGCAAAGUUCUCUCACAUCAAGUGUUACUCAACGAUGUAUAUUACGCCUCAGAAAUCGAAGAAGUCUGUUUAGUCGAUGAUAAUCAAUUUACCUUAACAAUAUCAAACGAGGCAGGACCUCUAUCAUUCAUUCACAAUGACUGUGAUAGCAUCGUGCAAUCAAUCGUUCACAUACGUAACAGAUGGGAGCUCUCACAACCAGACAAUAUGUCAGUACAUUCAAAAAUAAGGCCAAAAGAUGUUCCAGGAACUCUGUUGAAUAUGGCCUUACUUAAUUUGGGUAGUUCUGAUCCCAAUCUACGUACCGCAGCUUAUAAUCAAUUAUGCGCUCUUACUGCCACUUUUGAUCUCAAAAUUGAAGGUCAACUGCUCGAAACAUCUGGGCUCUGCAUACCAUCAAACAAUACAAUAUUUAUUAAAAAUCUAAGUGAAACUUUAGCAGCGAACGAUCCACAUUUAACUCUUGAAUUUCUUGAAGAAUGUAUUCAAGGUUUUCGUCAAUCGUCUAUUGAAUUGAAGCAUCUUUGUCUUGAAUACAUGACUCCGUGGCUUAAAAAUCUUGUCCGAUUUCACAAGCCUUGCGACGAAGGUAAACGUCAAAAAGUUUCUCAAAUUCUAGAAAAAUUGAUUACUUUGACCAUCGAAGAAGUUGAAAUGUAUCCAAGUGUACAAGCAAAAAUCUGGAGUACUAUAGGAAGAUUACCUGAACUUAUUGAUACAGUACUUGACAAUUUUAUUAAACGUAGUGAAUGUUCAGGACUUGGUUCUCCUAUGGUUGAAAUUAUGGCUGAUACAGCGGUAGCGUUGGCGUCGGGCAAUGUCCAAUUAGUUGGAAAAAAAGUUAUCUCUCGAUUACACAGAGUCAUAGAUAGAACGUGCAUUUCACCUACAAAUUUACUUGAGCAGCAUAAUUUAUGGGAUGACAUAGCCAUACUUGCGCGUUACUUACUUAUGCUUUCCUUCAAUAACUGUUUGGAUGUGGGCAAACACCUACCGUACCUUUUUCACAUUGUCACAUUUCUUGUCUGUUCGGGCAGUUUGAGUAUGCGAGCCUCAACUCAUGGUCUCGUCAUCAAUAUUAUCCAUUCACUGUGUACCUGCAAUGCACCAUCGUUCUCCGAGGAAACAUAUAAAGUUUUGCGAAUGAGUCUCGACGAAUUUUCUCUUCCUAAAUUCUACUUGCUUUUUGGCAUUAGCAAAGUAAAAUCAGCUGCUGUCACUGCAUUCAGAUCAAGUUAUCGACAUACAAACGAUAAGUGGUUUGUAAAUGAACGUAAUCACUCUGACAGAGAAAGACUUUCGUUGACUAAUUUAGAAGUUAUCACUGAUGCACUUUUAGAAAUAAUGGAAGCUUGCAUGCGAGACAUACCUCGAUGUGAGUGGUUAAAGACAUGGACAAGUCUAGCCAGGGGUUUUGCAUUUCACUAUAAUCCAGCUUUACAGCCUCGUGCUCUUAUUGUUUUUGGUUGCAUUAGUAAAACAGCUACUGAUAAAGAUAUCAAACAACUCUUAAAAAUUUUAGUAAAAGCUCUUGAAGAUUUCAAUGAUAUAACGCUACUAGAAGCUAUUAUCAUGUGCUUAACGCGGCUACAACCACUUCUUCGUCCCGAUUCCUCGAUUCACCGUUAUAUAUUUUGGGUGGCCACUUCAGUUCUUCAAUUAGAUGAUGCUGCUUUAUAUGCAUGUGGGCUUGCAUUAUUAGAACAGAAUUUGCAUAUGUUAGAUUCGCAGGGUAUAUUUGACAACAAUUCUUUUGAACGAGUAAUGAUGUCGACGCGUGAACCCCUCGAAUGGCAUUUUAAACAAUUGGACAAUGCAGUCGGGCUUUCAUUCAAAUCUAAUUUUCAUUUUGCUUUGGUUGGUCAUCUACUCAAAGGAUUUCGCCAUCCCAUACCAACGACUGUCACAAGAACCACUCGCGUUUUGACUAUGCUUCUUAGCAUUAUUGCUAAACCAUUAAGAAGGGAUAAAUUUGAAGUCACACCUGAUAGCGUGGCUUACUUGGCUGCAUUAGUUGCAGUCUCGGACGAAGUAAGAAGUAGAUGUCACACAAGAAGAUCUCUUAAUCGUAGUUUAGGCGAAUCUGGAAGUACUGACUUCAUGGAAAAUCCAGAUACACCUGGUAUCAUUGCUGGUAACACAAGAAUGCCGGCAAAUAUCAGACAAAAGUCGUGGGAUAUUUUAGAUCAAGCAGCUAUAACUCAGGCUCGACAACAAAAGCAUCAAUAUCCACACCACCAGGCUGGACGGAUUUUAUUUAAAAUGCAGCGCUCACUGUCUGUGCCGUCGUCAAAGGAAAUGAAAAAUAAUGAUGAUUCCGAACAAAAACCAAAUCGAAGUACUCGAGUCAGCGUGAGCAACGAAAACAACGUUUUAUUCGAUCCUGAUAUUCUCACGGAUUUUGCUACUCAAAAAUUAGUUAUGACUGUGUUGGCAACCUUAGUGAAAUACUCAACUGACGACAGUGAGACGAGAAUUCUCUAUGAAUAUCUUGCUGAAGCUUCGAUUGUUUUUCCCAAAGUUUUUUCCGUUAUUCACACGUUGCUCGACGGAAAGAUAAAUACAGUUCUUGCCAGCUGUCACGAUCGAGAAAUUCUCGGAUCGGUACAAGCUAUCAUAGAAAAUAUGAUUGCUUGCGAAGAUACAAAUCAGCAACAACUCCAUAAUUUGCAAAGUUGUGGUUUCGGGGGAUUAUGGCGAUUCGCUGGACCAUUUUCAAAAUGUAACCGUACAGCCGAGAAUGCAGAAUUAUUUGUAAACUGUUUGGAAGCAAUGGUAGAAACGUGUUUGAUAAUUGAAGAUAAUUCUGAAAGCACGAGCGAAAUGUCAUCUGAUUUGCAAAAGCGUUCAAGUGUAAGCACAUCGAAUUCAUCGAGAACAAGUUAUACUGGAUUUAAGGUGCGUAACUUUUCGGAGGAAAGCAGUUCAUCACCUUCCUUCGAUCGAAAAGAAGAGACCGCAGACAGACGGGUCGAAAAGGCUACUACGGUAAGUCAAACUCCUUCAAGUAUUAGUACUGGAAGCUCACAACUCUAGCGAUGGAUUCACGAGUGGGAUAGUACAAGCACUAGCAGUCAAAGCAGCAAUUCGCCCAACAAUAGAACACUAUUUCAAUUACCUCAGUUUCGUUUGAGAACAGCUGAGUUAGAAGCUCCCUGCUAUUGCUGCUACAUGUCCAAUCAACUAAAUCCAGUACCGUCCACUCCGCGUUAAAGAAGGUUUCUAUGUGGGAAAUAAGUUUGCAGGAUCGUACCCAUUAUUUUGAAGUUCAUGCAAACCUUUAAUGAUCCUCAUCUAUUACUGAGUUUCGUUCCUUAUCGCAAAUCAUAACGUUCAAAUUGAAUGAAACAAAGACACUAAAAUUUAAUAAUUAGAAUGUAAGAUUCUUUGCAUAUUGGUAGCAUAUACAUAAUUUAAUAUUUCAAGUACAAAAGGAAUCAGAAAAUAUUGUUGACUUAAAGUGUAAAUUUUAAAAAUCGUCGAUUAAUGUAAAUUUUUUAUUGUAAUGAACACAUAUUGGCCAUCUUUUUUAGGCUAUUGCAUUUCUCUCAAGAGCCUUAGAUGACUGAAACUGAAAAUAACUUUCUCGUAAAUCAAAGUUGCGUACCAUUUAAAUGAAAAUACCAAGUAAAGAUAUUUUUAUGUUUUCAUAGAAUAUAGAUCUGUAUAUAUUUUAGGUAUUACUAUAAUGAUAUGUCAAAAGACGAUGUACCAUAUGAAUUUGUAUAGUAUGAUUGUUACAGGUUGGUAGAAAUACAUUUUAAAUAGAAACACCGAUGUAUGCAAUAAGAUAUUGUUGUAAACUUGAAAAGAAUAUUUAAUGUAUUGUUAAUUAUGUAAUAAGUAUAAUUGUGAUGAUUAUUUUUCGAUUUAGAUUAAUAAUUCAGAUUAACUAAUGAAUUAAUCUGAGAUGAAUUUCUAAUUCUUAACCGAAAAUGUGUCUUUCGUUGACUUGCCAUUGUGUUAAUAGUAAAUGACUUUUUAUUAUAUUUUAAACUUACGUAAAUAUUUAUCUUUCAAUUUUCAUUACAAAAUUUGCUAAUAACACCGACUUUCAGUAAAUAAUGGAAAAGAAAUAAGCAAUUUCAUUUUCAAGUUUUUUGAUACAUUUCAAAUUUUAAAUUAAUUUUUUCUAUCAAAUGGUUAUUUUUCUAAAAAUAAAAACUAUUAAAUUGUAAUACAUUUUUUUUUCAUCUACCUUAUCUAUGUUGCCUUGUAUAGUGAUGUAAAAAUAUUUUUUUAUUUAGAUUUUUGAAAAGAUGGCUGUCAAACAUUGUGGCAGAAACCAAUAUUUUACCCAAUAUUCAAGAUAUUUAUUGUGUUAUUCAAUAAAAAAAGAAUAAAAUCAUACAUCUGUCAAGUAGA